Molecule: messenger RNA, 629 nt
Organism: Cavia porcellus (domestic guinea pig)
Lineage: Eukaryota; Metazoa; Chordata; Mammalia; Rodentia; Caviidae
Gene: Mgst2
Product: microsomal glutathione S-transferase 2
Exons: 5
Coding region: 97-540 (147 amino acids)
Biological process (GO): leukotriene biosynthetic process
Cellular component (GO): endoplasmic reticulum; nuclear envelope; membrane
Molecular function (GO): glutathione transferase activity; enzyme activator activity; leukotriene-C4 synthase activity
Source: RefSeq, a predicted model, not a curated record
CCUUUUCUAUUCCCAUAUAAGGAAGGGAGGUCAGGUUCCAAAAGCCCUAAGCGCCACUAGCCUUCUACUUCCUUCCUACACCCGGAACCAGGCGCGAUGGCGGGGGAUGCAGUGCUGCUGGCGGCUGUCUCUCUCCUCUCUGCUUGUCAGCAAAGUUAUUUUGCUUUCCGGGUUGGAAGGACAAGAUUAAAAUGCAAGGUGAUGCCCCCGGCUGUCACUGGGUCUCUGGAGUUUGAGAGAGUGUUUCGUGCACAACAAAACUGUGUGGAAUUUUACCCUGUGUUCUUGAUUGCACUGUGGAUGGCUGGAUGGUAUUUCAACCAAGUUUUUGCUUCUUGUCUGGGUCUAGCGUACAUAUAUAGCCGUCACAAGUACUUCUGGGGAUAUUCAGAAGCUGCUGAAAAAAGGAUGGGCGGUUUCCUGUCGAGCCUGGGGAUUUUGGCCUUGUUGACGGUCCUGGGUGCCCUGGGCAUCGCAAACGUCUUUCUCGAUGAAUAUCUGGACGUCCAUGUUGGCAAGAAACUGGGGCGGUACUUCUAAAUUCCCUUCCCUUCCCUGUCAUGUUUGCCCAAGCUGUUUCCACGCUGAAGGUAACACCAUGUGCUUGUUAAAUAAAUUUUUAAAAAGCC